Salarias fasciatus (jewelled blenny) is the source of this 4245-nucleotide messenger RNA. It is a transcript of the gene ret, whose product is annotated as ret proto-oncogene receptor tyrosine kinase. The record is from RefSeq and is a predicted model, not a curated record. Lineage: Eukaryota; Metazoa; Chordata; Actinopteri; Blenniiformes; Blenniidae. Gene Ontology annotation, cellular component: plasma membrane; signaling receptor complex. Gene Ontology annotation, molecular function: transmembrane receptor protein tyrosine kinase activity; ATP binding; calcium ion binding. The transcript has 19 exons. Gene Ontology annotation, biological process: positive regulation of kinase activity; cell surface receptor protein tyrosine kinase signaling pathway; homophilic cell-cell adhesion. The coding region runs from base 54 to 3251 and encodes 1065 amino acids.
UUUUUUUUAUAUCUGUAUUCCCGUUCACAAACUUUCACCUAUGGUUCGAGAUUAUGGGGCCAAGUUGUAGUUUCUCUCGGGGAAACAUCGCUGCUCUGCUGCUGCUGCUGCUGCUGGGAGGAGUGACGGGACUGUACUUUCCUCAGAAUGAGUACAUUGAGACGCUGUACGUGGGCCAGCCGGCCGGCUCGCCGAUCCUCCAGGUCCACGCCAUGCUGGACGGCGACUCGGAGCGGCCGCACUUCUACCUGUGCUUCAUCAGCUCCCUCAGGGCCUACAGCUCCUGGUUCCAGCUGGACGUCGGCACCGGCGUGCUGUCCCUGAACAAAACCCUGGAGGAGAGCGACUUCGCCCAGCUGUACCAGAAGUCGUGGUCCGUGAAGAAGCUGUUCCUUCACGCCAUGGUUUUACCAAACGUCCCCAGGAAGCUGAAGUGCCCGAGCAGCUCGGCUCGGAUCGUCCUGGACUUCGUCAACGCCACGAUGCCCCGGUGCGGCCAGACAGACAUGAAGGAGCUGUGCUUCCCCCACAGGGACACCUCCAACCCUCACAUCAUGGAGAACCGGUUCCCCGGGGCCCUGCGGCAGCUCCGGCGGCUCACCAGGCUCCACGUCUGCCCCAACUACACCAUUUCCUACAGCGUGGAAUCAGACGGCCCGGCGCCCUUCGCCGUGAACGAGAACAGCACGGAGCUGGUGGUGACCGCGCCGCUGGACCGCGAGGAGAACGAGUGCUACCGCCUCCUGCUGGUGUGCACCGUCCGCACGGACGCGGUCGUCACCAAGGUGGGCACGCCUCUGGACGUUUUCGUCAACGACGAGGACGACAACGCGCCGUACGUGAACGGGACGGACACGGCGGACGUCACCAUCAGCUUCAAUCGGACGAAGGGGGGAUCUUUUGGCGCCUUGUUUGUCUUCGACAGAGAUUUGACGCCCAUCUUUCCCGUGGAGAGUCAGAACAAGUAUGUGGGGACUUUGCUCAACAGCGACCCGUGGAUAAAGGAAACCUUUGACGUAAAAGACACCUUCAGUGAAAAGAAAACUCACGGAGGCAUUCGGGAAACUGUCUAUGACUACAAGCUUGUCCUGAAGAAGAACCUGAACGUCACGGAGAACCGCACCCUGUUUCUGGACUACCUGGUCAACGACACCACCUACCCCGGUCUGGAGGGGACGGUGCUGCUGCACUUCAACGUCACCAUUUUGCCGGUCCACAUCGGCUUCCCCAACACCACGCAAGUGUUCACAGUGGCACGCAGAGCCGCUGUGUAUGCACAGGUUGGGAGAGUCUGUGUGGAAAACUGCCUGCAGUUCGAUGGCUUCAGCAUCACGUACCGACUGGAGAUGCCGGAUAAGAACGUGUCCGCCGAGCUGCAGUCCUGCUAUUCGGCCGUCGGCGUCACGCAGGCCCCGGACGGGAUGUGGGGGCUGCUGUACGUGAACGACUCCGAGGCAACGCGUAAGCCGGAGUGCCAGGACCUGCAGUACCUCGUGGUGGCUCAGGAGGGGAACACGCAGCUGGAGGCCAGCACUCUGAUCCACGUCGUGCUGGACGGCGAUGCAAACAGAGGCGGUCAGGAGCGUGUGCAGUUCCUGUCCUGUGCGGAGAACAGGCAGCGAGGAGACUGCGAGUCCGCCCGAGGCCUGGGGGCGACCACAGGGAGAUGCCAGUGGAGGCAAGGCAAAGAGAAAGGAAUAUCUGAGAAUUAUUCCACGUGCUCCCCUGAUCUUCGGACGUGUCCGGACAGCUUUUGUGAUGCACUGGAAAGCAAAGACAUGUCGAUAUGCCCGCAGGACUGCACAAGGGAAGCUGUUAUCGGAGGCCAUGAACGGGGCUUAAGUGGGAAUGGCAUUAAGGCCUGCUAUGGAACCUGCUACUGCUACGCCGACAAAUGCUUCUGUGAGAAAGAGGACGUGGAGGAGGUGUUGUGUGACGACAUGUGUAAGACCAUCGUCGCCACAGCUCUGCUCCUGUCCUUCAUCGUCUCCAUCCUCCUGUCCUCGUACUUCAUCCACCGCUACCACAAGAACUCACCCAAGCCCCCGAUAGCGUCGGCCGAGAUGACUUUCCGGCGGCCCGCUCAGGCCUAUCCCAUCAGCUUUCCCGCAAACAACGUCCGGCGCGGCUCUCAGGAGUCCAUCGAGACAGACACCUUUAAAAUACCUGAGGAUCCAAAGUGGGAGUUUCCUCGUAAAAACCUUGUGCUUGGCAAGACAUUAGGAGAAGGGGAGUUUGGGAAAGUAGUCAAGGCAACAGCUUUCAGGCUGAAAGGAAAAGCUGGUUACACCACCGUGGCUGUGAAAAUGCUUAAAGAGAACGCUUCGCACAGCGAGCUGCGCGACCUGCUGUCAGAAUUCACUCUGCUCAAGCAAGUCAACCACCCACACGUCAUAAAGAUGUAUGGAGCGUGCAGCCAGGACGGUCCUUUGUAUCUCAUUGUCGAGUACGCCAAGUACGGCUCGCUGCGUAAUUUCCUGCGCGAGAGUCGGAAAGUUGGCCCGAGCUACAUGGGCAGGGACGCCAACAGAAACUCCAGCUACCUGGAGAACCCGGACGACAGGGCGCUCACCAUGGGAGACCUGAUCUCGUUCGCCUGGCAGAUCUCCAGAGGCAUGCAGUACCUGGCAGAAAUGAAGCUUGUCCACAGGGAUCUCGCGGCGCGAAACGUUCUGGUGGCCGAAGGGCGGAAAAUGAAGAUCUCUGACUUUGGCCUUUCCAGAGAUGUUUAUGAAGAGGACUCGUAUGUCAAGAGGAGCAAGGGCCGUAUUCCUGUGAAGUGGAUGGCGAUUGAGUCCUUGUUUGAUCAUAUUUACACAACGCAAAGUGAUGUGUGGUCGUUUGGCGUGCUCUUGUGGGAGAUCGUGACACUGGGAGGCAAUCCCUACCCGGGUAUCGCUCCCGAACGCCUGUUCAACCUCCUCAAGACGGGCUACAGGAUGGAGAGGCCGGAGAACUGCUCCGAGGAAAUGUACAACCUCAUGCUCCGAUGCUGGAAACAAGAAUCAGACAAGAGGCCAACAUUUUCAGACAUCAGCAAAGAACUGGAAAAGAUGAUGGUGAAAAGUCGGGAUUACCUCGACCUGGCUGCGUCCACGCCGGCCGACGCCCUGCUGUACGACGACGCCCUCUCUGAAGAGGACACACCACUAGUGGACUGUAAUAACGCCCCUCUCCCUCGAACCCUCCCCUCCACAUGGAUUGAAAACAAGCUCUAUGGUAGAAUCUCCCAUGCAUUUACUCGAUUUUAGAAACAGGACACACAACACAAGCUCUCUUUUUUGGCAAGCUGUGAUUGGCUUUUUUCCGUAGUCCAGUGUGCGUGACUGUGAUCUUAGGCAUGCCUUUUGCUGAUUAAUGCUGACAUAUCUCCCAUUUCAUCGUAAAUGAGAGGCUCAGUGGAAAAAAAAAAAGAUCUUGUGUCUUGACCUUUAUUUUUUGUUUUAUUUGGACCUGCUUCUAAUGUACAUGAAUGCUGACCAAAAAUGACACAUUUGUAAAUAUUGAAUAUAUACCUUUCAUUCUAAUUUAUACGGCAUUGCUCAUACUCAUGCUUCAUCAGCAUUUCAUUUGUAAAUAGCUCAUCAUUUCACGCCACCGCACUCCCACCUUUCAUGGUUCCAUUAUUUGUUUGCACUGGAGGAAACAGUGCGUGACAUUUGAAACAGGUCCUCGCCGAAUCAAUCACUCAUUGUGGUUUGAAUUCUAGAUUGUCUUAAAAUUCCUGACUUUCUGAUGUAUAUUAGCCAUUAACCUAUUUUAUGAUUCCACUUUGCUGAAACGAGAAACAGUAAGGCUUUCGAGUUCAACUUCCAGGUGACAGUAUUUGUGAAGACAAUAUUCAUUUUGCAGUUGUAGUUUUUAUAUUUACUUCUGUUCAACUUUCAGUUAAAAAAAAAAAAAUGGAUGAAAAGCCAAAUUUAGUGCCACGACCGACCAAAAAGCACCUUAAUAAUGAAAUCACACGUUCAUUUAUCGUGCAUACCGCAGACAUGGCCACACCGUCACGCCUCCGAGAGCUAAACCUGGACUCGACUUUUGCUGCAGGCACCGCGGAGUUGGAUUUGAAAGCCUUACUGUCUGCACGCUGUUUACCUUUCACUGAGUGCAGAAAAAUGAUAUGUUUUCGUUUUUAGGCAUGUCAUACCCGAACUGGCCUGAGAAGAGCCCGGUACCGCUCAACAGACAUGAUGCCACUAAUCCAGUCUUUACAAGAUAUGCCAAUGAUAGUGUAUAUGCAAACUG